Molecule: messenger RNA, 2613 nt
Organism: Gastrolobium bilobum
Lineage: Eukaryota; Viridiplantae; Streptophyta; Magnoliopsida; Fabales; Fabaceae
Product: protein NLP2-like
Exons: 4
Coding region: 1-2613 (870 amino acids)
Molecular function (GO): protein binding; DNA-binding transcription factor activity
Source: RefSeq, a predicted model, not a curated record
AUGGAAUAUGGUGCCUUAGUGCACAAUUCUGCAUUUGGGAACUUGUCAGACUCUGCCACAGUUACAGAAGGAGAAUUCAUUGAUGAGCUUUUGGUUGAAGGUUGCUGGUUGGAAACAAGUGCUGGUGGAUCCUACAACUUCAUGCAACAACCAUGUGGUAGUGUUGUUGUGACGGAGGCUUCACAACAACACUACUUGGGAGCUUCAGAACAGUCCAAUCAGCAGCAGCAGCAGCAAAUGUUCCAACAAGAAUCAGAGGAAAGUUUUGUUGUAGGGAAGAGAUGGUGGAUUGGACCAAGUGCGAAUCCUGAGCCAUCUUCUUCUGUGAAAGAGAGAUUAGUGGUUGCUGUAGGGUACUUGAAAGAAUACACAAAGAACGCUAAUGUGUUGAUUCAGAUAUGGGUGCCCUUAAGGAGAGGACUUGAUCAGUAUCAUAGAAAUGUUUCCAAUCCAGAUGAGGGUGUUUCAGUUGGUUUUCCUAUGAGUCCUAAUGCUAACCCAAACCCCAAUGUUUACGUUCGCUUCUUUAGAAGCAACGUGUACCCGCGUGUUCAUGAUGGUCGUGGAUCUUUGGCUCUUCCUGUAUUCGAAAGAGGUAGUGGAACUUGCCUUGGUGUCUUCGAGUUUGUAAUGACCAACCAAAGCAUCAUCAACUACCGCCCACAACUUGAGAAUGUCUGCAAUGCUCUCGAGGCUGUUGAUUUUAGGAGUUGUCAAAACUUCAUUCCACCUGCUGUAAAGGUAUUUGACGAGUUGUACCAAGCAGCACUGAAUGAGAUAGUGGAGGUGUUAACAUCUGUGUGCAAAACACACAAUUUGCCUUUAGCUCUGACUUGGGCUCCUUGUAUACAACAAGGAAAGUGUGGCUGUGGUCAUUCAACUGAGAAUUAUGUGUGUUGUGUGUCCACUGUGGAUUCAGCAUGUUUUGUUGGGGAUCUUGACAUAUUGGGAUUCCAAGAAGCAUGCUCUGAGUAUCACCUUUUCCGAGGUCAAGGAAUAGUUGGAACAGCUUUCACAACCACCAAACCUUGUUUUGCUAUUGACAUAACUGCGUUUAGCAAAGCUGAAUAUCCUCUUUCUCACCAUGCAAAGAUGUUUGGGUUGCAUGCUGCUGUGGCUAUUCCUCUUAGGAGUGUCUACACUGGAUCAGCUGAUUUUGUGUUGGAGUUUUUCCUACCAAAGGAUUGUCAUGACACUGAAGAACAGAAGCAUAUGCUCAACUCAUUAUCCAUGUUGGUUCAACAAGCUUGCCGUAGCUUGCAUGUUGUCAUGGAAGAUGAAUUCACGUUACCACAAGCACCACCACCACCACCACACAAUAAUAAAGAAGAAAUUAAUACUCAUCGUGCUUCACAAUCACAAGUUGAACCAUGUUCAAAAGAAUCAUCAUGGAUUGCACAUAUGAUGGAGGCACAAGAACAACAGAAGGGGAAAGGUGUGUCUGUGUCAUUGGAAUAUUUGGAAGAGCCAAAAGAGGAAUUUAAAGUAACAACAAACUGGGAUAGCACUGAUCAGGAUCAGGAUCAGGAGCAUGUGCAAGCGCAGGUGUUUUCAGAUUUUGGACAAUUUGAGCAAAGUUCAGUGUCCAGAUACAGAACAAGUGUAGAGGGUGGGGAAGAAUCUUAUACAUUCGGUGGACGCCGUUCAUCUUCUGGUGGCAGAAAGUCAGGUGAGAAGAGAAGAACCAAAGCAGAGAAGACUAUUAGUUUACCAGUUCUUAGACAAUACUUUGCAGGAAGCCUAAAAGAUGCUGCAAAGAGCAUUGGUGUAUGUCCCACAACUCUCAAAAGGAUAUGCAGACAACAUGGGAUAACUAGGUGGCCUUCAAGGAAAAUCAAGAAAGUAGGCCACUCUUUGAAGAAACUUCAACUUGUGAUUGAUUCAGUCCAGGGUGCUGAGGGUGCCAUUCAAAUUGGUUCCUUUUAUACCAGUUUUCCAGAGUUGAGUUCUGCUGAUGCUUCUACCUUUAGGCAUACUGAUUCAUCUAAGAAAAUGCAUACUUAUACUGAUAAUGUCUUGUAUGGGCAUGGAGAUGGAGUUACUAGUUUAAAAUCCCCACCCUCUUCUUGCAGUCAGAAUUUUGGUCCAACCAUAAACCAACCUUCCACUCUAAUCAACACUGUAUCUGUAUCUAAUAAUGGGGAUGUUCUAAUGACAGAAAGCACUGUUCCUGAUGCAUUGCUAAGGAGAACUCAUAGUGAAGCUGAGUUGCAUGUAUCAAUACAAGAGGAUACAAAACACUUCACAAUACCCAAGAGCCAAACUCUACCUCCCUUGUCUGAAAGUAGUGGCUGGAACUCUCGAGAAAGGGGUGCUUUUAGAGUCAAAGCUACUUUUGCUGAUGAAAAAAUCCGUUUUAGCUUGCAACCCAUUUGGGGCUUCAGAGAUUUGCAGCUUGAGAUCGCAAGACGUUUCAAUCUUAACGAUGUAAGCAACAUAGUCCUCAAGUAUUUGGAUGAUGAAGGGGAGUGGGUUGUUUUAGCAUGUGAUGCUGAUCUUGAGGAGUGUAAAGACUUACAUAGAUCAUCACAGAGCCGCACAAUUAGACUCUCCUUAUUUCAAGCUUCACCUUUGAAUCUAGCAAAUACUUUUGGUAAUAAUAGCCCAUCCUAA